AUGCCUUUAAUAAUACCCGCCGGUCCUAUUGUGGAGGGAACUAACAUUACAGUGAUGUGUAUAGCGAUGGGCACUCCCGUCCCGACCACAUCCCUGUUCAUCAACGGAAUACUGGUCGCAAAACUGGAUUCUCGUCACUUAGCCUUUACUCUAACUCAUGUCACGCGAAACUUGUCCUCCAUUUCCUGCUAUGCCGUGAAUGGCGAAGGAAAGGAAACCCAUUCCGCACAAUCUUCUCUCGAUGUUUAUGUCAGAUUUAAGCCAACGGCUGUCGGCAAUCCAAUCCUAAGUACAGCACCGAUCGGAGGCACCGCUCGACUCUUCUGCACAGUUUCGGGAAAUCCUCAGCCCCGAGUGUUCUGGUAUAAGCAGAAUAAUACAGAUAUCGUUCAAUUACACGCCAACAGUAAUACUAAUUUUAUAACAGUUGCCCACUCAGAGUUACAAAUGACUUACGUUUUCACACUUCUAAUCAAAUCAACGGUGAAAUCAGAUGAUGGAAAUUACAUGUGCACAACAGAGAAUGACUUUGGAAAAGCUGUGACAACACUAACCCUUGCAGUGACACCCGAAUCAGUUCAGCCUAAGAAUACGACCAGUUGUUGUGUUGAACAGGGAGUCAGUGAGGAAUGUCUCAGUGUUUGUUCAGUGGAUAUAGACAUUGAAACAGCGCUUUCAAGACCUGAAUGUUUCACUGAAUUGGAUAAAUUGAUGAGUUGUGCGGCCGAUGGAAGCGAUCACAGACAGUGUUGCCGCAGACGCCAAGUGCCCAAUGGAUGUCUUCGCUGGUGUGCGGGUCUGAGAGUCAGUAUACCUUCGCUGUGUAUUCUGUCGUCUUCUCGGGAAAUCAUAUCGUGUUUCCAAGAGGGCAGAGCUCUACUGCCCGGCCCUCCCAUCAAUGUCCGCGUCGAGCAAUUCAUUGAUGACAAUACAGUUAGAAUCGGGUGGACGGCUCCCGAGAAGAACUCGGAAUUAGUUCAAUGGUAUCGUGUCUUCUGGAGACCGAUCGGCUCACGGGAUCUAAUGAGGAACCAAACGGAGAAUCCCUGGUUUGAACUCCAGAAUCUAGAGUCGGAUAAGAUGUACGAAUUUGUGGUCAAAUCUGGCAAUCAUUACGGUCUCAGUGUCUUCACGGAUCCGCUUGUAGUGUCUCUGAGAGGCUCUUCAGUGCACUCCACAUCAUUAGGCAAUAAAUUGUUGAAAGAUUCAAAUACUAUACAGAUUAAUGACACCAGAAGUGCCGAUACUAUCGCUCAGACCAACGUUGACAGAGUGGACACCAAUCAGACAUGA
Messenger RNA from Medioppia subpectinata, 1293 nucleotides. The record is from the annotation of a GenBank genome assembly. NCBI's taxonomy places the organism in Eukaryota, Metazoa, Arthropoda, Arachnida, Sarcoptiformes, Oppiidae.